Molecule: messenger RNA, 544 nt
Organism: Rhopalosiphum maidis (corn leaf aphid)
Lineage: Eukaryota; Metazoa; Arthropoda; Insecta; Hemiptera; Aphididae
Exons: 3
Coding region: 113-448 (111 amino acids)
Source: RefSeq, a predicted model, not a curated record
CACUCAUCGUAAUACCAAACAGUUUUAUAAAAACGUAUGAGCAUACACCACCGCUUUUUGGGUUAAGUGUAGAUUCAGAAUACAUUUGUACACUAUAUCAAACGAUAUUAAAAUGAUUUCAACACGGUUUUUUAUGUCAGCAAUUACGUUACUAAUUGUGGUCCAAUGCAUUUCUUGUUUAGAGAAAACAGACACAAAGGUUGGUGCUACCAAACCUGAUAAGAACUCGUUCAUUUCCAUCAAUAAAUCAGAACCUCAACCGGAAGAAGAGGUAAUGACCGAAGAUAAUUCAUUGAUAAAAUCAACAACAAAUUGCAUUCGUAAUAUAAUCAAGAAGCCCUUUGAUUUAGUUUUGUGGCCCUUAAAAGGGGUAAUGAGUUCGUUGAAAACUGCCGCGAACAUAUCAAAUCCUCAAACAACAAAUAAAAAACCUUUGGAAAAUUCAUAAUACAUGAUGAAUAGUAGUUACACGGUUACACAUAAACCUUUAUAAAUAUUCAUAAUAAUAAUAAUAAUAUAUAUAUAUAAUAUUGCAGUGAUAUGU